This is a messenger RNA of Papilio machaon (common yellow swallowtail), 3050 nucleotides long. Its product is annotated as nose resistant to fluoxetine protein 6. Bases 295 to 2595 code for a protein of 766 amino acids. Lineage: Eukaryota; Metazoa; Arthropoda; Insecta; Lepidoptera; Papilionidae. The record is from RefSeq and is a predicted model, not a curated record. The transcript is spliced from 13 exons.
GUGCUGUAUACUUUCAUACCGGCCGGCAGUAUUCGUACAAACGCCGUCGCACGCGCAGCACCGGCAAUACUUUCAGUUUUUAUUUACGUACGACGUUUUCCAACAUUUCCUUUACCGUCAAUUCCAUGUAUAUUGAAUUCGGGUAAAAAGUGGAAUUUACGUGUUGUUUAAGGGUUCUACGCCUUGGAUUUUUUUUUAGAAAUUGUGGGAGAUGAUCAUGAUCAUCACAGAGUAUUAGUGUAAGUGGAGUUAGACUACGAGUACUAAAAUGUCAAUGGUGGUGUAGUUCAAACAAUGUGUGUUUAUUCAAAUACAAUGGGCAAAACAAUGUUAUUGUUAUUUAUCUCAGUGUUAGUGUGUGUGGUCAGUGCUGAUGUUAACUCAACGGAUGCGGAACAGUUACAAGGGUCUCGUAUGGCCUGGAUUAAAGGUCUGGUGGACCAUCACGACUGGCUGGACUUACUCGACAAUGUGACGUUACCUGAUCAAUGCGCGUCCGAUUUAAGGCGGUAUGUUAUCGCUCUGAACAAAGGAGAACUGUGGGCAUCGAAAAUUUUCGACGCAUCUGGUCAAUACAGCCCCAACAUCUUGUUCGGCAACGAGUACUGGCUGGGCUCGCAGAAUGCGUGCGCUGACCUGCAGCUGCGCCAAUAUUAUGCGCAGACGCCGCCUUUCAAAACAACCUUCUUUGUUGCCAAGAUUAACCUCACUGUUGACGCUGAUCAUCUACCGCAAAGUAGACUGAUGUUAGUGGGUCAAUGCGUGCCGGCGUCCUGCAACAACAGUGAUAUUGAAGCGGUGUUAGCACCAGUAGAGACCGCGGCUAUAAAGAGAGCCCAGGACAAUGGAAUUAAAGCUUCCUUCAAGACGCUAUACGUGCGCCCCGUGCCUGGACCGUAUAAUUUAUUUGCAGAUCUCAAGGUGCAAAUCCUAGGAUCUGUAAUGAUAGUGGUGGUGUUGUGGAUGUUGGUAGCGUCCUUCUACGAAGGCUACUUGGAGCGGAAGUAUAGAAAGGCCGCGGAGUUACGUGACCUUGAAGCUCGUCAAAACAACAAUUAUAAACCCUCUCCAAUAACAAAUUUAUCAGAAGAAGAUGAGAAAAUAGAAGAUGAUGAAAAUAAAGAAUUACGUCGUGAUAGAUGUGGAGUUUGGGCUGAAUUAUUGUUAUCGUUUUCGAUACUAUCGAACGGCAGAGCAAUUUUGAGCACUCAAAAGCCUAAUGACGGAGCUCUGACCUGCUUACAUGGGAUGAGAUUUAUGUCAGUGAUAUGGGUGAUAAUGGUUCACACGUACUUAACCGUUUGGUACAUCGCCGACAACAAGACAAUGAGGAUUGUCACCGAGAGGAACUUCUUAUACCAAUCUGUAGGAAACGCCUCCUAUUGUGUUGAUACAUUCUUCUUCAUUAGUGGGUUGCUUGUAACAGUUCUUUUCUUAAGAAGCGAAGACAAAGCUGCCGCACGAAGAAUAGCGAUGGAAAAGAAGAAAACAAACAUCGAAAUAAACAAAAAUACAAAUGGUUUUACAAAUUCAGCUCUAUCAGUGUCUGUGAUAAGUCAACAAUCUUUCUCCGAAGAUUUGCUAGACCAGCCAAAGAAUAAUGUAUACUCGAAGGGAGAACUAUUUAGAAUGGUCAAAUCGUUUUUCCUUCUAGUGAUGUAUCGUAUAGUUAGGUUAACUCCAGCAUACGCUUUUGUGAUUGGUGUAAAUGAAAUAGCAUUAAGGUAUACGCAUGACAGAACAGUCUUUGAGCCGGCUAUCUUUGACCACAUUACGUGCGAUCGAUUCUGGUGGCGGAAUCUUCUAUAUAUCAACAACUUGUUCCCUCAGAAAGAGAUGUGUAUGGUAUGGUCGUGGUAUAUGGCUAAUGAUACACAGUUCUAUGUAAUUGGAAUCAUAUUAUUAUUGAUAUCAGUGAAACAUAUAAAAUUUGCGAUGGUAUCACUUAUAAUUCUGCUAGCAAGUUCUUGGGCUACGACAAUAUAUAUAUCAGUGUGGUAUCAGUAUAAAGCACGUAUUCAGGAACCCUUCGAAAUGUUUGAUCCAUUGUACGAUAAGCCGUGGUCCAGAAUAGGCCCCUACUUAAUCGGAAUGGUAGUUGGAUGGUAUUUGCACAAAACUAAAUGCCAAGUGAAGAUGCCAUAUUGGCUUGUGGUGGUGGGUUGGCCGUGCGCCUUAGCCAUUAUGGCCAGCCUUAUCUUUGGCAUGGUCGACGGCUACUUUGAAGUUUGGCCGACGGCUUUCUACGUCAGCAUUGGACAUACAGGUUGGGGUGUAGCGAUGGCUUGGGUGGCUGUGGCGUGCUGCUGCGGGUAUGGCGGGCUUGUGAACUCCGCGCUGUCGUACCGCGGCGCGCUGCCACUCAGUCGGCUUACCUACUGCGCCUACCUAGUACACCCCACCAUCAUGAUGUAUACCUCCUUCCUCAUGGACGGACCGCUGCAUCUACAGAACUCAAUAGUUUUAACAAUCUACGCUGGAUAUGCUGUGAUGGCGUUUCUAGCAUCAUUCGCCAUAUCACUAGCAUUCGAAGCUCCAGCUGUGCGACUAUUAAAGAUUGUGAGCGGCGGCAAUAAAAGUAAAAAGGGACAAUAAUAGCACUCGCGACAGACCUUGUUUUAUCACGAGUAUGCCCAUGUUUUCUCCCGAACAAUAGGAUGAAAGCAUUUCUCGAACAACCUCUGUCUAAGAGCUUUUUUUGCUUGAACAAAAAUAGGCGUUUUAUAAUAGAUGUACAUAUAUAGUUUUAUUCAAAUUGGUGUUAUGUUUUACAUCUAGUUUUUUCAGUUAAUAUUUAAAGGUCAAGUCUAACCAAAUUACUAUCUAUGGUCGAGUUACUUACUGCGUAAACAAUAUCUCGAUAAGCAAUUUAGGCCUUUUAUGAUUUGAGCUUCUUUUCAAAACUUCCUUAAUUUAACAGCAAUUUUUAUCACAAGGUUUAAAUUACUUAGUUUACCUUUUAUCAUGAAAAACAUGCCUGCGAUUCACAACUAAUAUUUUGUAAAUAUCAAGAACUUUGGGUAAAUCCCAGUCCAUCAAUUUUCAUAAAU